Acipenser ruthenus (sterlet) is the source of this 1326-nucleotide messenger RNA. Its product is annotated as endonuclease domain-containing 1 protein-like. The record is from RefSeq and is a predicted model, not a curated record. Bases 93 to 680 code for a protein of 195 amino acids. NCBI's taxonomy places the organism in Eukaryota, Metazoa, Chordata, Actinopteri, Acipenseriformes, Acipenseridae. Gene Ontology annotation, molecular function: nucleic acid binding; hydrolase activity; metal ion binding. The transcript is spliced from 2 exons.
UCCAGUUUCCAUUUGCUCUUCAGAGACAGAGACAGAGAGAGUAACAGAGACAGAGACAGACAGAGUGACAGUGACAGAGACAGAGACAGACGAUGGGGUUUGUGUGUGGGGUGUUUCUCCUGCUCACUCUGCCUGCGCUGGCUCGGACUGAAGUAGUGAAUGAUUUCAAAGUGUGUAAAGAUUUCUUUUUGAAGGGGAAGGCUCCGACAGUGCUCCCUGAUCAGAAUCGUUACAAACGGAUCUGUCAGAAAUAUGGAGCUUCCCAAUAUCACUUCGCAACUCUUUAUGACACACAAAAUAAGAUUCCUGUGUACUCAGCAUAUAAAUAUGACAACAAGAUAUCCUGCGACAGGUGUGACAGAAAGGACGGUGCCUGGUAUAUUGAACCUCAACUAGAGGGUGACAACAAGGUUAAAGACAUGACCUUGCAAAGCAAGACGUCGGUAAGGAAGACAAGUUUGAAGCAAGCACUGAACAACGACUAUGAGAACAGCUCAUUCGACAGAGGUCACCUGUUGCCUUUUGCUCACGCGCAGGAAAGGUGCACCAAAGAGGCGUCUUUCACACUGACCAACGCCGUCCCCCAGGAUCCGUGUCUCAAUCGCAUCUGGUGGCUGCACAUGGAAAAUAAAGUUCUUAGGUAUUUAAGAGAAUGCAAAGAGGCCUGGAGCUGUGCCUAGCAAGAGCUCUGCGACAGGGAAUAAGGCAAUUGAGAUAGGCAAUAAGGUUAAUGUACCCGAGUAUCUGUGGACGGCUUUUUGCUGCAGACAUGCUAAGAAGUGGGUAUCAAUGGCUCAUUGGGCUCCGAAUGAACCCAGUGGCAAAAUCAAUGAAUUGACAUUGACUGAUCUUAAAAAGAAGCUGACACAAGAUUAUGGCAACAACUUCCUCAUAUUCGGUAACAGUUGUCAAAAUCCCUUUCAAGGGAUCAGCACGGGGUCAAAAAGACGUUGCGUACCUACAGGCAAAUAAGACCAAUGCUAAUGCAAAGCGCCAAACUUACAAGCUAAAUUGUUAACAAAAAAAACAAAACAAAGAUAGAAUAAGAUCUGUUGCUUGAUUGUGAUUAUUGCUAACGCUUAUUAAAGAGCUAAAAUAAAACAAAACAAAGAAGCAAAAGGCCGCACUCAGUUGGAUCAGAACCUAUUCAUGUAUGUAAGAUAAGGGGCUGCAAAUAGCAUGUAUUGAUAAAAGUUUCACAACUUGGGGUAAAUUCAUAAAGUAUGAAUAUCAUUUCAUUUACCUGGCAAAAUGUUAUUUCAGGUAGUAAUUUUCAUUAACUGUACAUUCAUUGUGUUGUAUUUAGUAUGUAAGUAUAUUUGUACU